Molecule: messenger RNA, 552 nt
Organism: Tetrahymena thermophila SB210
Lineage: Eukaryota; Ciliophora; Oligohymenophorea; Hymenostomatida; Tetrahymenidae
Product: U3 small nucleolar ribonucleoprotein IMP3
Exons: 5
Biological process (GO): rRNA processing
Cellular component (GO): small-subunit processome; Mpp10 complex; small ribosomal subunit
Molecular function (GO): snoRNA binding; structural constituent of ribosome; rRNA binding
Source: RefSeq, a predicted model, not a curated record
AUGAGAAAGCUUAAAUUUCAUGAGCAAAAGCUCUUAAAAAAGCACGACUUCUUCAAGAACUGGACUGGUGAAGAUAACCACCACGAAGUCAAAGUUAUUAAAAGAUACCAUAUACAAAAUCGUGAAGAUUACGAAAGAUAUAAUAAGAUAUGCGGUUUAGUUACCUCAUUGAUUUGUAAAUUGAAGCUUUUAGAUGAGAAAGACCAAUUUAGAGUUAAACUUACAGAAUAACUUCUUGAAAAACUAUAUAAUUUAGGUCUUGUUAACUAAAGAGAAAAUGUAAUGGCAGCUGAAAAACUUACUGUAAGUGCAUUCUGCAGGAGAAGAUUACCAGUUGUAAUGUAGAUAAAUAAAUUCGCAUAAACAGUCAAAGAGGCAGUCACAUAUAUUGAAUAAGGAAAUGUCAGAAUAGGUCCUGAAAAAAUUACAGACCCUGCUUUCUUAGUUAGUAGAAAUUUAGAAGAUCAUAUCGAGUGGAUGGAUCAAUCUAAAAUUAAAAAGAAAAUAUUAGAAUAUAAAGAUAAAAUGGAUGAUUAUGAUAUUCAAGAGUGA